ACGGGUAGUCGUAUCUUUGAUUUUGUGAUUGUGGUUCUUGUUUGCAGACUUGGCGGAUAAAUUGCGUAUUUUGGGGUGGAAAGCGCUGAGAAGAUGUGUCGUGAUGUGCACCGUGUGAAAAUUCACGUUCUCACGAACAAUUUGGUGUGAUCCAGUGUACGGUGGACGUGCGUGCGGUGGACAAAAUCGCCACGGAAAAUCGUGGUAUUUGGUGUGUGGUGUGAAAGCAAAAAAGGGAAAGAGAAAAUAAACUCAAAAUGGCGACUUCUGACGAUGAGCCAAUGCAUUUGUACGAGGUCUUUCAGAACUGCUUCAACAAGAUCGCCAACAAGCAGAAUGGAGCGGAGAAAGGUUACCAAUCAUCGGCGUACGGCGGAAUGGAAAACGGAAUGUACGGACCGGAUGACUUUGCCCACGAGAAUCCUGUUGGUGUGACGCGGUAUGCAUCGCCCAAGGCGGUCGGCGCCCUGUACCAGCCGGAGCCCUACUUCGAUUCCACGGCCAGCAGCUCGUGGUACGCCGCUCCGUCCUCCUGCGGCGCUUAUACGCCACAGACGGCGGCGUCCAACUAUCACAAUUCGUCGCACAUGAGCCCGGCGGGGCAUCAUGGGGGUGCGAGUGGCAGCAAUCACUACAGCAUGUCUCCCAACAUGAGCCACAUGGAGGGUGGGCAGCUGUCGCAGACGCAGAGUCUGCCGCCGAUGAGCUCCUUCCGGGGCGGCAGCGGCGGCGCCGGGCCCUCGCAGGCCGUCUACAAUCCACAGUUGUCUCUUCCACACAAUCAUCCGCAUCCAGAGCACAGUCCCGUCCUCGAGGCAGGAGAUCCCAUCGUCCGGAAGGCGGCGCACAAUAUUUACUCACCUGAUCAGAAUCUUGCAUAUACAAAUUCAAAUGCAUCCACUCCUGUCAACUCACCGCCGCCGCUGACGUCGCAGACGCCACUCCAUCCACCACCGAAUCCAGUGAUUGCCGGCCAGCCGGGCAGUGCAUCGAGCGGUGCAACGUCCUGGCAACAAUUGACACCUGUUCUCAGUACGGCGAGUGUCACUGGCGGGAAUCCCAGUGUCAAUGGCCUUCAGAAUGGGGCCUACACGCCGGACUUGGUGACCAGGGGACUCAUGGCUAAUCCGCCAGAAACACAGCCAUUAGAUGAUGCCAUUGUUUUUUUGCGAGACCAUUCAGAAAGUACGAAUGGGGCACGCAUGGAGGAGCGACUAGAUGAUGCCAUAAAUGUAUUGAGAAAUCACUGUGAACAACCCCAACUGCCGAUGCCAUUAUCAGGAUUGGAUCCAGCAUUUAUUGGGGCGGCGGGUGGCAGUGGGAGCGGACCACCGCCCGCGGUUGCAAGUACACAAUUGAUGCCAUCUCUUCAAAGUGACAUAAAAGCCGAUCCAAUGGCGGGAAGCAUAAAGCAAGAAAGACUCACAAGUGGCAAUUCCAAAAAGAGAAAGGAGCCAACAGAAGCGGACACAAAACCGAGUAGCAGUUCAAUUGAGGGAUCUUCAAAGGGUUCUGCUAAGAGACCACGUCGAUACUGCUCAAGUGCUGAUGAAGGUGAUAAUUCUGAUCCGUCGUGCAGUAAAGCGGUGCGAGAAAAAGAACGUCGACAAGCUAAUAAUGUUAGAGAGAGUAAAAUUUCGCGCAGUUGCUCAAGCGCCGAUGAAGAUGAUGAGGAGCCCGGUCUCAAGGCGUUGAGAGAGAAAGAGAGACGGCAAGCUAAUAAUGCUCGUGAAAGGAUACGGAUUCGGGACAUCAACGAGGCCCUGAAGGAGUUGGGGAGAAUGUGCAUGACACACCUGAAAUCUGACAAGCCACAGACAAAAUUGGGCAUUCUCAAUAUGGCAGUAGAAGUGAUAAUGAAUCUGGAGCAACAAGUUCGAGAGAGAAAUCUGAACCCGAAAGCAGCUUGCCUGAAGAGGAGGGAGGAAGAGAAGGCAGAGGAUGGAUCAAAAUUGCCACAGCAUCAUAUGAUAUCGCAAGGAUAUCCAUCAAUAUCCGGUCCACACUCCAAUUUAUCGCACAACAACAGUCAUUCACAAUAGCACUUAACAGUAUUUUGGCGAUAACAUCGUCGUCGUGUCGUGACAUUUUAUCAACAUUUGAUGAUUGCAGUGAAGAAGCUGAUGGCGUAGGUGGUUUUUCUGGGAAAACAUAAGGAAGGAA
Messenger RNA from Phlebotomus argentipes, 2163 nucleotides. It is a transcript of the gene da, whose product is annotated as protein daughterless. The record is from RefSeq and is a predicted model, not a curated record. Lineage: Eukaryota; Metazoa; Arthropoda; Insecta; Diptera; Psychodidae. The transcript has 12 exons. Gene Ontology annotation, biological process: regulation of transcription by RNA polymerase II. Gene Ontology annotation, cellular component: transcription regulator complex. Gene Ontology annotation, molecular function: protein dimerization activity; RNA polymerase II cis-regulatory region sequence-specific DNA binding; DNA-binding transcription factor activity, RNA polymerase II-specific. Bases 258 to 2042 code for a protein of 594 amino acids.